This is a messenger RNA of Meloidogyne enterolobii, 1923 nucleotides long. The record is from the annotation of a GenBank genome assembly. NCBI's taxonomy places the organism in Eukaryota, Metazoa, Nematoda, Chromadorea, Rhabditida, Meloidogynidae.
AUGUCCUCCUCUUCCCAGAGCAGCGAAACGGAGGAAGAAAAGGUUCAGGAAAAACCAAAAGUUCAACAAAAACAAGUUCAAAAAUCUCCGCAAACAGAACGUCCUCCUUGGAAGCACAGGAAGAAGUCUCAAAAGGAAAGUCUAGAAGAGAAAAAGGUUGCUUUGGAAGAAAAAUUGGCUAAAGAAAAACGAGAAGGAUUAGCAGGAUCUAGAUUUAAGAUUAAACGUUCAAGCAUUGAUUUGGGUCGACGUCAUGUUUCAACAUCUAGCCAAAAAGAUCACCCAUCUAAAAUUGAUGAACAAGUUUCUCAAGGUAGCGAAAGUGCUGCUACUGUUGUGGAAAGAUCACCACAAGUACAAUUGCCUGGGCAGAUUCAAUCACCCACAGAUGGGCGUGGAAUGAGUAUAAAGGAAUGGAGACGUUUUUCUAAAGGUGGUAGCAGUCUCGAGUAUCCUCCAAAUAUCGAAUUUUAUCGAAAUACAUUGGAAAAAUUGGAAAGUGGUUUAAUUUCUGAUGGACGUUUACCACCAACACGUCCUUCAAUGAUGGAUUUAGUAGAAGGAUUAAAAAAUCAGCAAAAAGAAGAAGCAACACAUCGUGACAGUCUUUUUAGUCUACAACUAUUUAAAGAGCAAAAUACUGAAAUUAUUGAAGGACAACAAAGAAUUUUGGGUAAAUUUAGAAGUCAACCUAGACGUUCGGAAAGUGGUUAUUCAAAGAAAUCAAUGUCCAUUCAAAAACAACGUGAAAUAACUACAUCAGGUCCGGCAACAUCAACAGGUAAAACUGUAACUAAAUUUGGAUGGAUUGAAGGAGUUUUGAUUCGUUGUAUGGCUUCGAUUUUUGGUGUGAUGCUUUAUUUGCGUUUAAGUUGGGUUGCUGGACAAGCUGGGAUUUUAUUUGGCUCUUUUGUCGUUCUGCUUGGAACAUUAAUAACAGUAAUCACAACUCUCUCAACUUCUGCAAUUUGCACAAAUGGACUAGUAAAAGGCGGUGGAGCUUAUUUUUUGAUAAGUCGUUCACUUGGCCCUGAAUUUGGAGGGUCAAUUGGAGUUAUUUUCUCUAUUGCUAAUGCUGUGGGUGCCGCAAUGUAUUUGGUUGGGUUUGCUGAAACAAUUAGAGACUUACUUAAAUCACAUGAUAUAUCUUUGUUGGACGGUGAAAUAAACGAUAUUCGUAUAAUUGCAUUAAUUGCUUGUGCUUUAAUUAUUGUUGUUAUUCUUGUUGGAUUAAGCUUUGAAAGUAAAAUGCAAAUUAUUUUGAUGGUUUUAUUGUGGCUUUCAAUUUUUGAUUAUUGGAUUGGAACUUUUUUGCCUCCUUCAGAAGAUCAACAGAAAAAAGGAAUUGUUGGGUAUAAAAUUGAUACAAUAAAAGAAAACUUUAUGCCUUCUUUUCGUGAUGGAUACGAUUUCUUCUCCGUUUUUGCUGUUUAUUUCCCUGCUGCAACAGGAAUAAUGGCUGGGGCAAAUAUUUCUGGAGAUUUAAAAGAUCCACAAAAAGCAAUUCCUCUUGGAACUCUUGUUGCUAUAGGAAUUACUACAUGUGUUUAUUUAAUAAUGGUUUGGAUGACGGGAGCAACUACUUUAAGAGAUGCUGAUGGAAUUCAUUUACCUCAUUUGUUAACACAAACAUUUAAUGCUAGUAAAAAGUUAUUUGAAACAACAUCACUUUCUUCUAUUGCUGCAACUAAUGUUACAGAAAGCAACCACCUUUUCUCUUCAACACAUUAUUAUGCUCCUCCCCAAUGUUAUUUAAAACAUAAUUGUUCUUAUGGUCUUUUUAAUUAUUUUCAGAUUGUCGAAUUGGGAUCAGCAUUGGGUCCAUUGGUCACUAUAGGUAUCAUUGCCUCUACACUUUCUUCAGCUUUGGUUUCAAUGGUUGGAGCACCUAAAAUAUUUCAAGUUAAUUUUAAAUUUUUUUAA